This is a messenger RNA of Phragmites australis (common reed), 985 nucleotides long. RefSeq names its product basic leucine zipper 8-like. The record is from RefSeq and is a predicted model, not a curated record. NCBI's taxonomy places the organism in Eukaryota, Viridiplantae, Streptophyta, Magnoliopsida, Poales, Poaceae. The transcript has a single exon. Bases 267 to 746 code for a protein of 159 amino acids. Gene Ontology annotation, molecular function: DNA-binding transcription factor activity. Gene Ontology annotation, biological process: regulation of DNA-templated transcription.
GUUGACAUAUUUACAACAAAACGCCAAAUGGUUGUAUCUCAUAAAUCAAGAUGAUAAUCUCAAGUAGCCACAAAGUUGAGAAAGCAAAUUUGCUUACAACACAGGUGGGUUAGUGAAUUCAACUUUUGGGGCCGCUUUCUUGCAAUUUAAAAGGAACACAUCUCUGCUCAACGUUCCCCUCCAUUCAUUCAAGACGUGUCUUGAAGGUAAAACCACUACUUGCUUCCUUCUCCACAUUGCAAACCUCCAAGCCCCUCCCUUCAGACAUGCAACAAAAUUGUGUAUCCAAUUUAGCAUACCUCCCUGGCUUAGACUUCACCAGCUUUUUCCUGCCACAAAAUGAUCCCCACAUGUAUGAUUUCGAUUCACUGGAUAUGGUUAGUCCAUACAACUGCAAUGGCAGUACCACCACCGUCAGCUCAAUGUCUGCUGGGACGGCGGACAAUCAAGCGAGGUGUAGCAAUGACGAGAGGAAGAAGAGAAGGCUAGCAUCAAACCGUGAGUCUGCAAGAAGGUCACGCGUGAGGAAGCAGAGGCGAUUGGAGGAACUGUCAUCACAGGUCGCAGAGCUCCUUGACACAAACCAGAGGCUUCUUAUUGAGCUCAACCACAUGAUCGUUAAGCACACUUGCACAGUUCGUGAGAAUGCCGAGCUCAGAGAAGAAGCUUCUGACCUGAAGAAAAGGCUCAAUGAGAUGAAAGUGGAAGAAGCUGAAGCUGCACCAGGGACACCAGAAGUGGCUUAGUCUGGAAAAAUUGCACCAUAUCGUGGCUAGUAGCCUUGUAGUACUGUUGUGUAGAUAGAUACUAAUUGGGUGGUCCAUUUGUGCAAAGGGAGCAUAAGUGCGCAGGAGAUUACUUGCUUUAUUUGUGUUCUUUCGUGGAACCUUUUCUUCAACUAAUAUGAAUCGGUACAAGCUCUAGCUGAAACAUAGCAAAGCAUUUUCCCCCCUUUGAUAGCAAAUCUGAAGAUUCCGAGCAUUUC